Helianthus annuus (common sunflower) is the source of this 1440-nucleotide messenger RNA. Its product is annotated as nucleolin 2-like. The transcript has a single exon. Bases 1 to 1440 code for a protein of 479 amino acids. NCBI's taxonomy places the organism in Eukaryota, Viridiplantae, Streptophyta, Magnoliopsida, Asterales, Asteraceae. The record is from RefSeq and is a predicted model, not a curated record.
AUGUAUCCAAGAUUCAUCAUGAUGUUGAUCAAUGAUAAGUUCAAGGAUCUUCCAAAGAAUAGAAGUUACAUUAUGGAUGUGAGAAACGUAACAACUGAGACCAUUGCUAGAGUUACCAAAGAAGAUGAUGAAAGAAUGAAACAAAUGAUAUGUAAAAUCAGCAACCCAGCAUAUGUUGCUCCUGAAAAUGACAAAUGGAGACAUGAGAACAGUGAUUCUGAUAAUGAGAAUGAGAAGAUGAGUGAGCUAAAAGAAAAGAAUACCAGAUGGUGGGUUGAGAAAGAAAAGGGAAAAAGGAAAAGAACACCAAAGACGUCCCCAGCAGUUUCUAUUCCGAAGAUAGUAGAAAAGGGGCCUUCUGUAGAGCCACAACAAAGGUUGAUAGAUGAAACUGUGUUAGAGCCAUCUGUAGUUAUUGAGCAAGGAGCUGAUCUUCUAAAACAAACACUUGAAAGCUAUCUGAAACGAAAAGAAGAAGCUGCAGCUCAAAAGGAUCAAGGGUCAAGUGCUCAAGCUGAAAAUGUUAAAGAACCUGAAGGUGAAGUUCAAGAUGAUUCAAGUGAGGAUGAUUCUGAAGCAACUCUGUCUGAAUCAGAAUUAGAUCCAACAACUCUUGGAAGAGGCAAAGUUCAACUAAAGAAAAAGCCUACAAAGAAACAGAAAGCAUCCGAUGAAGAAGACUCUUCUUAUGAACCUGAUCAGCCUAAGAAACAAAUAAAGAAGCGAAAAGCAAUUCAAGCUGGGGUGAUUCCAAGAAGUGUCAGGGCAAAGAAAUCUGGUGCUGAACCACCCAAAGAUAAAGGUGGAAAGAAAGAAAAACAUCUUCAAAAGUCAAAUGUUCAUGAAGCAGAAAAAGAUCAAAGUGUGGAGAUUCCAAAAGAACCAGAGGCGCAGAACAUUGAAGUACCUGUAGUAGAAGUUCAGAAGAAGACAAGAGGUGAUGAUGAUUAUGUUGAAAUCACAGGUUACAAAGCUGCUACACCUCCACGUCCACCUCCACAAGAUCAACCAGAAUCGUCACAUCCAAAAGAUACGAAGUUUGAUUACAUAUUUGAAGGUCUUCUAGAAGCAACAGGGAUUUACACAGAAGACAUUCCUGAAGACGACUAUGAUAUGUUUAAUAACGAAGCCGUGAAUGAGUUACUAAAGAAAGUUGCAGACCUUGAAAAAGCAAAAGCUAAAGCUGAAAAGGAGCGUGAUAUUCUGAAGCAGCGGGUUGAGCAGUUGAUGAAAGCUCAUGAUCAAAUCAGAAUGGUUUUAAUAAAUCAAGAAGAAACAAUGAACAAAAUGAAGAAUGAAGCUCAUGAUAAUUCUAAAGUGGUUGAACUUCUGACAGCAGAAAUAUCUUCAUUAAAUGUGAAAAUAAAGAAUCUAGAAGAUGUGAAUCAGACACUAAAUCAGCUUCUAAGUGAAAUGAUGAAGCUUCUUCGAAUUAAAUGA